GUCUCUUUUCACAGAUUCAGUUCAGUACUCACUCGGUCACUAGUCACCUUUUCCUCAGCUGUUGCAGCAGCACUCCCCCAAGUCCCGUGUCGUUUCUUGUCCCUCGAUUUUCAAAGCUUUCACAUUUUCCUUCCAUGAACACCAAUUACUGUUAAUCCACCCACAACACUCAAAAUGGGCUGCUUACACUCCAAAACCACCCACCUCCACCGCUCCCCUGACGACCCAUCUUCUCUACCCGACACUCACAAACCCGACCCAGCUAAUGGAGAUCAAGCUGGGCUAGAGGUCCAAGCACCUAUGUUCAAAGAGUACAGUCUAGACGAGCUACGAAAGGCCACCAAUGGGUUUAGCUCCGAAUGCAUUGUUUCCGAGAGUGGUGAAAAAGCUCCCAAUGUCGUUUACAGAGGAAAACUUGAUAACAAUCGCCUUGUCGCUGUUAAACGGUUCUCCAAGCAGUCUUGGCCCGACGCCCAACAGUUUGUGGUUGAGGCUGUGGGAGUGGGGAAGUUGAGGCACAAGAGAUUAGUGAAUCUGGUUGGUUGCUGUGCUGAGGGAGAUGAACGGCUCUUGGUGGCUGAGUAUAUGCCCAAUGAUACUCUUUCCAAGCAUCUCUUUCAUUGGGACAAGAAGCCAUUGCCAUGGGAAAUGCGUGUCAGAGUUGCAUACUAUAUUGCACAGGCACUCGAUCAUUGUAAUAUCGAGAACCGGAAGAUCUAUCAUGAUUUAAAUGCAUACAGAGUUCUUUUUGAUGAGGAUGGUGACCCUCGUUUGUCUACCUUUGGCCUUAUGAAAAAUAGUCGAGAUGGAAAAAGCUACAGUACAAAUUUAGCUUAUACUCCACCUGAGUUUCUACGAACAGGCAGGGUCAUUCCAGAGAGUGUAAUCUACAGUUAUGGAACUGUCCUGUUGGACCUUUUGAGUGGCAAGCAUAUUCCUCCAAGCCAUGCACUGGACUUGAUAAGGGAAAAGAAUGUAUUGUUGUUGAUGGAUUCAUCAUUGGAAGGGCAGUAUGUGAAUGAUGAUGCCACUAAAUUGGUUGAACUUGCUUCCAAAUGUCUUCAGUCUGAGGCUAGGGAUAGAGGAGAUAUUAAGUUUCUUCUUACAGUCGUUGCACCACUUCAAAAGCAGAAAGAGGCGGCAUCUCAUGUUCUAAUGGGCCUUUCUAGAAAUACUGUUGUGGUUCCAACCAUGCUUUCUCCUCUUGGAAAGGCUUGUGCAAGGAUGGAUCUUACUGCUGUGCAUGAUAUUUUGCUAAAAACAGGCUAUAAAGAUGAAGAAGGUGCAGAAAAUGAGCUCUCAUUCCAAGAAUGGACACAACAAGUCCAAGAUAUGUUGAACACGAAGAAAUUUGGGGAUAUUGCAUUUAGGGACAAGGAUUUCAAGAAUGCAAUUGAGUAUUAUUCCAAGUUAGUCGCUAUGAUGUCUGGCCCUUCAGCAACUGUCUUUGCGAGAAGAGCCUUCUCUUACUUGAUGAAUGGCCAAGCGGAACUUGCUUUAAGAGAUGCGAUGCAGGCACAGGUGUGUAUACCAGAGUGGCCAACUGCAUUCUACUUGCAAGCUCUGGCACUCUCAAAGCUUGGAAUGGAGACUGAUGCUCAGGACAUGCUUAAUGAUGGAGCAACCUUCGAAGCAAAGCGGCACAACACAUGGCGUAGCUAAACUUGUACACUUGAAAAUCUGUAGGUCUGUCUGAUUUCAUUUACUCGGCUUGAGGAAACUGGAUAGAAUAGGUAGUGAAGUGCUAGGCGAAUGUGAAAUGUGGUUGAUAGAGUUGUUUAGGUAUCUUUGCAAAUGCUAUGUUAACUAUAGUUACAAGUGUUUGUUUUUAACUUUAUAUAAUGCAUUUCCGAUAGAAAUGAGUUAUUUAUAUAUAUAUUGGACGAAUGAGUUAUUUAUAUA
Molecule: messenger RNA, 1902 nt
Organism: Prunus dulcis (almond)
Lineage: Eukaryota; Viridiplantae; Streptophyta; Magnoliopsida; Rosales; Rosaceae
Product: serine/threonine-protein kinase BSK2
Exons: 10
Coding region: 175-1662 (495 amino acids)
Biological process (GO): brassinosteroid mediated signaling pathway; protein phosphorylation
Molecular function (GO): protein kinase activity; protein binding; ATP binding
Source: RefSeq, a predicted model, not a curated record